Syngnathus acus (greater pipefish) is the source of this 3645-nucleotide messenger RNA. Its product is annotated as calsyntenin-2-like. Gene Ontology annotation, cellular component: cell surface; postsynaptic membrane. Gene Ontology annotation, molecular function: X11-like protein binding; amyloid-beta binding; kinesin binding. Gene Ontology annotation, biological process: positive regulation of synaptic transmission; homophilic cell-cell adhesion; positive regulation of synapse assembly. The record is from RefSeq and is a predicted model, not a curated record. Bases 363 to 3167 code for a protein of 934 amino acids. NCBI's taxonomy places the organism in Eukaryota, Metazoa, Chordata, Actinopteri, Syngnathiformes, Syngnathidae. The transcript is spliced from 17 exons.
CGGAUGGGAGGCGGGUGAAAAAUAAGGAGGGAGGGCUUUUGCAAGGAGAAUGGGGGAAAAAAAUAAUAAUGCACGUCUCUCCUCCCUGUGACGUUUGCACCGGUCCAGUCCCGGGCUCCUGCCGGCUUCUCGUCCCGCUCAAGCAGAAAGCUCUCCACUUGCUCCCAAUCCGCCGACGCGCACGGUGCACCGGGUUUGCGUCUUUCCCAACACGCUGUCCCACAUCUAGUCAGCGACGUGUCCUUGCUUUACUCAGACCGAGUGGGGAGUGAACAACAGCAAGAGUGCGAAAGAGGCAGAAGAGGGCAAAGAGAUAAAUCCAUAAAGGAAAGAAGAAGAGGAAAGAGGUCUCCACCGAGAAGAUGCUGACAGCAGCCGGUGUGUUGGCUGUGGUCGCUCUGGGAUUGAGCGCAGCUCACUCCAAUGUGAAUAAACACAAGCCAUGGAUUGAGACGUCAUACCAUGGGGUAAUCACUGAAAACACUGAUGUUGUUCUACUUGAUCCUCCUUUGGUGGCUCUGGACAAGGAUGCUCCCAUCCCAUAUGCAGGGGAGAUCUGUGCGUUCAACAUCCAUGGGUUGGAGGCUCCAUUCAAGGCAGUGGUGCUGAACGGUACAUCCGGGGAGGGCCAACUGAGGGCUCGUUCCCUGGUGGACUGCGAACGGCAGAAGGAGUACACCUUCAUCGUUCAGGCUCAUGACUGUGGUUCAGGCCCAGGGGGCACAGAGGGCAAGAAGUCCCACAAGGCGGUGGUCCAUAUUCAAGUCAACGAUGUCAAUGAAUUUGCUCCAGUGUUCCGGCAGCCCGAUUAUCAAGCUGCAGUGACAGAAGGCAAGAUUUAUGACAGCAUCCUACAAGUGGAAGCCACAGAUCAGGACUGUUCACCUCAAUACAGCCAAAUUUGUAACUACCAGAUUACUACAACUAACACACCCUUCGCUAUAGACCGCAAUGGUAACAUCCGAAACACAGAGAAGCUGAUCUAUGACCGAGAGCAGCAAUACGAGAUACAUGUGACGGCUUGGGACUGUGGCCAGAAGAGAGCCUUGCAGAGCAUCCCCGUGCGAAUUGACGUCAAGCCUGUCUGCAAACCUGGUUGGCAGGGCUGGAAUAAACGAGUUGACUACGAGCCCGGAACAGGAAGCAAACCGCUGUUUCCUCAAAUGCAUCUGGAAACAUGUGGUGGGCUGCUGUCUUCUGCGAGAACUACAGUUGAGCUGCUGACCAAUCACAUUGGAAAGGGAUGUGACCGUGACACCUACUCUGAGAAGUCCCUACAAAAACUAUGUGGAGCCUCAUCAGGCAGCACUGAUCUUUUGCCUGCCCCCUCCGCUACCACGAACUGGACAGCUUCUCUGAUGACAGACAGUGGGAGAGACAGUGACUUAAUUUUUAGGUUUGAUGGUCACCAGGCAGCUAAAAUCCCAGACUUGGUGGUGCCCCAGAACUUGACGGACCAGUUCACGAUAGCAACCUGGAUGAAGCAUGGGCCCAGCCCUGGUAUCAGGGCUGAAAAGGAGACCCUUCUUUGUAAUUCUGACAAGAUAGAGAUGAAUCGCCACCACUACUCCCUGUAUGUCCACAAUUGCCGCCUAGUGUUUCUGCUAAGGAGGGACUUUACUCAGGUGGACACGUUCAGACCUGCCGAGUUCCACUGGAAACUGGAUCAGAUCUGCGACAAGGAAUGGCACUACUACGUCAUCAACGUGGAGUUUCCAGCGGUGACACUCUACGUGGACGGAGUGACAUAUGAUCCCUAUCUGGUGACAGAUGACUGGCCCAUCCAUCCUUCCCAGAUUGACGUACAACUUACAGUUGGUGCCUGCUGGCAAGGUGGUGAGGUGACCAAGCCAAGGUUUACUCAGUACUUCAGAGGCAGCUUAUCUGGAUUGACCAUCCGACCAGGCAAGAUUGAGAGUCAAAAAGUAAUUUCCUGUCUGCAGGCUUGCAAAGAAGGACUGGACAUCAACUCCCUUGAAAGCUUGGAUAAGAACAUCAAGUUUCACUUUAACCCAGCUCAGUCAAUCCUGGUGAUGGAGGGAGAGGAUUUAGAAAACAUGAAUGUUGCCGUGAGAAAAGUCUCCUACAUAAACUCUCGACAGUUUCCCACUCCAGGAGUGCGACAUCUUCGCAUCUCUACUACUGUCCAGUGUUUUGGUGAAGACACUUGUCUCACCAUCCCUGACAUUGAAGCAGUAGUAAUGGUGCUGCAGCCCAGCAAGCCCAUGAUAACCAUCACCGGAUUAGAAAGACAGAGUUGGCCAGCUUCUGACCUCAGGGGGCCGAAAGGUGUUAGGCUAUUCCAGCAGCUCCACAUCAUCAGCACGGUCAACAGGGGAGAUGCUGCUGCCCAUAACACAGAGCAAAGACAAGGACGCCUGGAGCAGAUCAUUCACAAUUUGGACUACUGCGACAUUCUGGUGUUGGGUGAAGAGUUGAGGCCUGACCAGGAGUCACUCCAGCUGCAGCGCAGCAUUCUGCUUGGAAAACACCUAGAUGCCACUAAUUCCACAUCUGGGAUGUCCGUAUAUGGUGUGGAGUCCAUGGCUAAUUAUGAAAACGUGAUCCGAGAAGUGCGUUACUACAACUGGCGACCAACGCAGCUCACAGAGAGAAGGUUCCGUCUUACAUGUUCAGAGCUCAACGGACGCUACACCAGCAAUGAAUUGAACUUGGAGGUGAGCGUACUCCACAGUUCAGAGGUGAAAGAACACGUCAGUCAGAUCGCACCUUUACCUCAGCACAUGAAAUUAGUUCACCAUCCAGCUAUGAUUGAUGAAAUCUACCCUGCGCAUAGCUCAGGGGUCCCGAGUGCCGUCACAGUGGUCAUUGUGAUGUGUAUCGCCGUCCUGGUGGUGGUGGUGGUGUUAGGCAUCUACCGCAUCCAUCUAACCCACCAGCAAGAAAUCAAGCUGUCUGAGACGACCAAAGAGGAAAACGGAACCUGGGACGACUCAGCCCUGUCCAUCACCGUCAACCCGAUGGAGAAUCUGCAGGAUCCCCAGGCCGCGGAGCAAGAGGUGAGUGAGGAAGAGGAUGAAGACGAAGAAGAGGAGGAUGAUAUCACUAGUGCAGAGUCGGAUGACAGCGAGGAAGAAGUCGACGUCCAACUACCCAGGAUGCAGGGAACGAAGCGUCUGAACUGGGACAAAACAAUAUCUAAUUAAAUUCUCAAUCACAAACAUUCACACGAUCAAUAUGGCUGUAAGAAAACAUCAAAUGAUGAUGGCUGACACACACUAAAACAAUCAGGUAGACGUACAAACUUUGUGGUAUUGAAAAAUGAUGUAAUAUCGCCCCCCACUGGAUUUAAUUACACCCGGCCUAACACCUAGCACAUAAUGUAAACUAGAAAAAUAAAAACAAAUUAAAAUUUUACAAAAAAUUGAAAUACAACUAAAUUUACUGUUAAUAGGUACAGUAAAUGUCAUUUCACUACAAAAGUCACACAAUUUAGCAAAGCUUAAUGAAACAAAUUCUGCAAAGAUUUCUGAUACAAAAUAAUGCAAGUGGCUAAAAUUUAUAUUAUUAUUUGGAUUUUUGUACAAUGUGUGAUGUAGCCAUCUUUAUCUCAGCCCUUGCGGCAAAGUCAGGUGAUUUUACUGAAAUAGCAUAUUUUCAAUGGAACUCUAAAAGUAACACACA